UACUUUAGAAAAUAUUUUUUUUUACGACCAUUCACAUACAUAUUCAUAAUGUUUAUGUAUUGUAUAUGCGAUCACACUGUGUAGUACGAUACUCAUUGAUUUUUUUUUCUUAUCAUACUUGGAUUAAUUAAGUAAAGCAUUCACAUAAAAGGUGUGUUACAUAUUUCUGCUUCUACUAGAUAACAAAUAUUAUCUAAUCUAUUGGUAUAUAAGAAUACCCCUCUGUCCUCCUCUUGUCCACAAAAUUUUUGAAUACGUAGGUAUACAGAACAAGGAAGUCACAAAAUGGCAUUUAUGCGUUCCUUAAUUAUAAUACUGAUCGCUAGUGCGGUGUCAAUUGAAGGUGCAACAACAAAUCCAAGAGUGGCAAUAGCGGUGCUCAAUUCUCAAAACGCCACCGGUACCGUAACUUUCACGGAGACUGACAGCGGAAUACACGUUCAAGGAACACUAACUGGCUUGGCGGAGGGAUUGUAUGGUUUCCAUGUCCACGAGAUCGGCGACACGACUACGUGUGACACUACGGGACCACACUUCGACCCUCACGAAAGACUCCACGGCGGCAGAGAUCACGACGUUCGUCAUGUCGGCGACUUUGGAAAUGUGGAGUUUGGGAACGAUUCAGUUGCUUCAGUUGAUUUUACCGACACGCACAUUACUCUUAGAGGUCAGAACAAUAUACUGGGGCGAGCUUUAGUGCUACAUCAACAAGAAGACGAUCUCGGGUUAGGUAAUCACACAUUGUCCUCGAUCACAGGCAACGCAGGGCCCAGGAUAGCUUGUGCCGUCAUAGGAAUUCGGUCAGGUUAUUGGAAUUCGGGAGUGACUGCUUAUUCUUCAUCGAUUUUGGUUAUUUUUGGAAUAGUGUUUAUAUAUUUUAAAUGAAGGUGUGAUAUGCCAAGUAAGUAAGUAUCUAAGUAUCUAGUUAAU
This is a messenger RNA of Bicyclus anynana (squinting bush brown), 930 nucleotides long. RefSeq lists its product as uncharacterized. Gene Ontology annotation, molecular function: superoxide dismutase activity; copper ion binding. Gene Ontology annotation, biological process: removal of superoxide radicals. NCBI's taxonomy places the organism in Eukaryota, Metazoa, Arthropoda, Insecta, Lepidoptera, Nymphalidae. The record is from RefSeq and is a predicted model, not a curated record. The transcript has a single exon. Bases 286 to 885 code for a protein of 199 amino acids.